AUGUGCAUGGCUGCAGCUCCCCUGGAGUCUGGGCAGGGCUCCCUGCUUGGUGGCUCAGCGCGCCCCUUCCCUUGCCAGUGCGCUUCCCGUGACGAUUGGCGCUGCGCGCGCUCCAUGCACGAAUUUUCUGCCAAGGACAUCGAUGGGCGCAUGGUGAACCUGGACAAGUACAGGGGUUUUGUGUGCAUCGUAACCAACGUAGCCUCCCAGUGAGGCAAAACGGACGUAAACUACACUCAGCUCGUCGACCUGCACGCCCGCUAUGCUGAGUGCGGUUUGCGGAUCCUCGCUUUCCCCUGCAACCAGUUUGGGAGGCAGGAGCCAGGAAGUAAUGCCGAGAUUAAAGAGUUCGCUGCCGGCUAUAAUGUCAAAUUCGAUAUGUACAGCAAGGUCUGCGUGAACGGCGACGACGCCCACCCGCUGUGGAAGUGGAUGAAAGUCCAACCUAAGGGGCGGGGCAUCCUGGGGAACGCCAUCAAGUGGAACUUCACCAAGUUCCUUGUGGACAAGAACGGCUGUGUGGUGAAGCGGUAUGGCCCCAUGGAGGAGCCCUUGGUGAUCGAGAAGGACCUGCCCUGCUACCUCUAGUCCCACAAGCUCUGCCCCAACCCACCGCCCUGCGUACCUGGACCCUUCCCCCGGCACCCAUGACGGCCUGCCUGCAAACCAGCCCGCUGGUGGGGCAGCCCCGAGAACCCAGCGUGCACCUCUGCCGGAGGAAGUCCCCAGGCCACGCCAGCUUCUCUGCUUUGUGGGAAUAAAACAUUCAAAUCGG
Molecule: messenger RNA, 775 nt
Organism: Echinops telfairi (small Madagascar hedgehog)
Lineage: Eukaryota; Metazoa; Chordata; Mammalia; Afrosoricida; Tenrecidae
Gene: GPX4
Product: glutathione peroxidase 4
Exons: 7
Biological process (GO): response to oxidative stress
Molecular function (GO): glutathione peroxidase activity
Source: RefSeq, a predicted model, not a curated record